This is a messenger RNA of Drosophila biarmipes, 1854 nucleotides long. RefSeq lists its product as uncharacterized. Lineage: Eukaryota; Metazoa; Arthropoda; Insecta; Diptera; Drosophilidae. The transcript is spliced from 8 exons. The coding region runs from base 292 to 1773 and encodes 493 amino acids. The record is from RefSeq and is a predicted model, not a curated record.
UUAUUAUUACAAUUAAAAAAAAUUAUAUUAUAUGCAUUUUUGUUUUUUACUGCGUUUUUACAACCGCAGUUGGUAAGACUAAAGUGUUUUCCUACAAACGUUUGCACAAACCAAUAAACUGAACAGAUACAUACGAAUAUAUCUACCUGAACAACAUGUUUGGCGUCAAGUUUAUUUGCUUUGUCGUUAUGGUUGUUGCUGGGCGAACUAUGAGUAUACCACACAAGUAGUUGAAUUUACCAGCGCAACCUGCGAACCGGUUAGUCAUCGUUCGGCCUUUGUGAGUGCAGCAUGUUUGACGUCGAACUGAAAGAACUACUAGAAAGCUGGGGAGCCGGCCACUUGUUUCAGUACUUUACUGAGGAAGAAAUUACCCUAAAAAGGCUUAAUUUUAUAACCGAAGAUGACCUGACACAAAUAUUUCGUAAUUCGAAGUUAGGUGAAAAAAUUGAGUUUCGAUACCAUCUAACAGAGUGGAAAAAAAAAUUCGGUUUUGAAAAGCUUGUGACGUCAACACCAUCUGUGGCAGCAGAUUUAGAUGCCGAGGAUUUCGGCCAGGCACAGUCGAGCACAUCCUCAUAUACUUCGAAAAAUGUGUGGCAAAGCAACAAAGUCGUUAUGGACCUUGAUCUGAUUCUGGCUGAGCAUUAUACUGGACAUUAUGUGAAACGAGCAGUCAGCGAUGGAAAUCCCCUUAACGAUGCGACUAGAAGGAUAAUAAUUGAGGCAAUUGUUACAUACAUCAUAAAACACAAAAUAAAACCAUCCAGAUCGGACUUUGAAAAAAUUUCUUGCGAAAUAGAAGCACAAUUCAAUGAUGACAAGAAAAUCUACUAUAAUAACGUUGGUCCUCACGCAGCCGGAAGGCUUUAUGACAGGUACUACAAUACAAUAAAAAAGUUGAAAAAAUGUGGAAAAGUACUCGAUUCAUCUAGGAAUAAACUUGCAGGCAGCCAUGAAAUGACAUAUAUCAACGAAGAAGCUUAUGAAGCUCGAGAAUGGCUAAAAGUUAAUAGCGAGCCUUGGUCCGAAGUGUCUGAAAUGUGGCGUAAGUGUUACAAAAUGCGAAGAGAAGAAAUUCUUAAUGCAGGUGGGCAAGAAAGUGCAAUAUGUCACGUGUUAAACCAGUGGCCGCAGUACUCUAACUUCUUGGGAUACGGCCUGGUGGAGAUGGACUUUAAGUCAUUAUAUCCGGAAACUUCUUCUUUAAUUUUAAAGUGGCAGUCUUUCAGAGAGAAAAUCCUUCCCAUAUUGAAUGCCAAACUGACGGAUUCCGUACACUUAAAUUACUUGGAACAAAUUAAUGCUCAGGCUGAAGGCUCUGAUCAACUUCUUGCGCUUUUACUGCAUGUUCUGCUGCGUUCGCUCGGAAAACGAAAAAUUAGAGACAAAAAUUUCAUUAAAUCAAUUAAGGACUCGCAGCUUUCAUUUAUGGUUCAAGGUGUGACUCAUAGCGAUGUGGAAACUGAAAUUCAGCUGUUACGAACCACUCUUUACAAUCGCGGAGAGAGUAUGCACCCCAUUAUUGUUUCAGUGGGCUUGGAUUUCAGCUGUUCCAAGUUGUACAUGCUCUACAAUAACAUCAAGUAUGCACUGCCAAGUUUCCUCAGUGUAUUUGAUAUAUGCUUCAAAAUGUUUUACGUCCUACAACUUAAGUAUCCUUCGGAUUGCUCUGAGUUUUGGAUGUUCGUGCAAAAAUAUUUCUACGAAAUUAAUUUAGAGGACGACCUGGUGUCCCCCAGUAUAUUGUGUUUGAUAAGUGAUUUGAGGUAACAAAAAAAACAGGAACUAUUCAAAAAAAUAUACAAUAAUUUCUAAAACAGAUAUGAAAAAAAUAUAAAAAAAGUACUUUUA